GGCGGCGCUUCCGGUUCCGGUGCCGCGCGGCCCCGUCAUGGCGGCGCCCAGCGAGGAGGCGCUGCCGCAGCCCCGGCGGCCGUUCGGGAGGCGGCUCCUUACCGACCCCGCCCGCCUCUUCCAGCACAACGCCUGGGAUAACGUGGAAUGGUCGGAAGAGCAGGAAGCCAGUGCCAGGAGUAAAGUUCAAGAGAACAGCUCGCAGCUAUUGCCACAAGAUAAACAAGAGGAAUACGAGGUGAAUGCUAAGAGGUACUGGGAUGACUUUUAUAAAAUCCAUGAAAACGGCUUCUUCAAGGACAGGCACUGGCUGUUCACUGAAUUUCCUGAGCUGGCACCAAAUAGGAACCCAAGUCAAAAUGAGGACUCUGUGCGUGAACAUAGUUACAAAGAAGAAUCCAACAACGAAGGGCUGGGAAGCUGUGAAAAUGGACAUUGCUCAUUAGAAACCAGGGCAGAGAAUCAGUUAAACCUGAUAAAAAGCCCGCCUACAUUCUGCACGGAGGAGCUGGCUCCACAGAAGUGUAGUGAGGUGAACCAAAGUUACGGAGAUUACCCGGGGUCCUCUGCAUCUUACCGCAUAUUAGAGGUUGGCUGUGGUGCUGGAAAUACGGUCUUCCCAAUCCUACAAACCAACAAUGACCCAGGCCUUUUUGUUUAUUGCUGUGAUUUUUCUACAACGGCUGUGGAUCUUGUCCAGAGCAAUGCAGAAUAUGAUUCUUCUCGCUGCUUUGCGUUUGUCCAUGAUCUGUGCAAUGACCAAAGUCCUUUCCCAAUGCCGGAUGAGAGUCUUGACGUUGUCAUUCUUAUCUUUGUCCUCUCAGCAAUUCUCCCAGAGAAGAUGCAGUGCAUCGUUAACAGACUGAGUCGCCUUCUGAAACCAGGAGGAAUGAUUUUGUUACGAGAUUAUGGCCGCUACGACUUGGCCCAGCUUCGGUUUAAGAAAGGUCAAUGUCUGUCUGAUAACUUCUAUGUGAGAGGUGAUGGCACCAGAGUCUACUUCUUCACCCAAGAUGAAUUAGACGAUCUCUUCACAAGAGCUGGGCUGGAGAAAAUCCAGAAUCUGGUGGAUCGGCGACUGCAAGUGAACCGUGGGAAGCAAAUGACAAUGUAUCGAGUGUGGAUCCAGUGCAAAUACCAGAAGCCUGCUGCCCAUCAGCCAUGAGGAAACAGGGCAUGCUUUUUAGAUUCAAUCUUCUUUAUGGCCAUGUGCAGGCUCCUCCUGGUGAGAACUGUUAGGGAGGCCAGCAUGCACAGAACCUCAGUGCCUUUUACAGUGCCUAGCAUCACUUUGAGUGAAUUUUGUUAAGGACAAAUGCUCUAGGAGGAGACCAAGCAGUAUUUUAAAUGUCUUGCCACUGGGCUGAAUUUUUAAACUUGCUAAUGGUUUUAACAAUGUAAGAAAUGGCCAUGCUGUCUAAGAGCAGCUGAGCAGGCUGAAUAGCAACUGACUUUCACUCUGGAUUUCUACAUGAAGCAGAAGGAGAUCUUCAACCUUACCUCUGUGUUGUGUACUCUUGUCUUAGGGAAAAAAAAAAAUCGGUAAGUCUGCCUUUCUUCAUGGCUGGUCACUAGGCAUGAUAUGGAUCCCUUGCCCUAACUAUCUCAUGCAGCUCUCUUACAAUUGUUCAGGUUUGUGCAAAUCCACAAGAUAAAAUACGUUGAUCGAGGUCAUGACCUAAGAGCAUUCUAGUUUCUCUGUGCCACCUUCCCCAUGGAUGCCUCCUGGUGAGCAGGUAACCUGUGGAGAGAGCAGAUUAUGCUGCCUUGCCCCUUACUGUUCACAAGGAUGUUUGUCUAGGGAGCAAGCACACUGUACCUCAGGGGCUGUAAAUUCACAUCAGGCAGGGUUCAGGCUUUCAAACACCUGGGCUGAUGCCAGUUUUAGGGCACCUCCAAAGUGCAGAGAAUCAAAAGCAGAUUGUGGGACCAGAGUUUAUGCAGAAUCCAUUUCCUGCUUUUUCUGCUCGAGCAGUCGGAACUGUUCUUGCUGGCUGCAGUCAGGUGACGAGCUGCGCUGCCCUGUGAUGGUGAUGUGCUAAACCAAAGUAGACAAGACACCUGUCUUUGAUAAGAAAUCUGAAGAAUGUCUACCACUUUUCUUUAAUUUCUCAGAGGAAGCCAACCUUGUGGCUUUCUGACGGUAUUUCCCCACCUUUGACAGCUAACAUCUUUUAUCUCAACUUGUUUUCUUUUGUGAUUUUUAGGGUGUGGUACAACAGGUAUUAGAAUAAAUUUUGUGGUAACGCUUUUCAA
Messenger RNA from Cygnus atratus (black swan), 2256 nucleotides. It is a transcript of the gene METTL2A, whose product is annotated as methyltransferase 2A, methylcytidine. Lineage: Eukaryota; Metazoa; Chordata; Aves; Anseriformes; Anatidae. The record is from RefSeq and is a predicted model, not a curated record. The transcript has 9 exons. Gene Ontology annotation, molecular function: tRNA (cytidine-N3)-methyltransferase activity. The coding region runs from base 38 to 1165 and encodes 375 amino acids.